Molecule: messenger RNA, 1289 nt
Organism: Aphanomyces astaci
Lineage: Eukaryota; Oomycota; Saprolegniomycetes; Saprolegniales; Verrucalvaceae
Exons: 3
Coding region: 24-1181 (385 amino acids)
Biological process (GO): L-threonine catabolic process; glycine biosynthetic process
Cellular component (GO): cytosol
Molecular function (GO): L-allo-threonine aldolase activity
Source: RefSeq, a predicted model, not a curated record
GCCCACCUAUCAGCACGACCAUCAUGGCUCCUUCGGUGACGUUAAGCAGCGCAAAAAAGCCCAAGUCUCCCGCCGAGGUGCUCUCUCAGCUCAGUGAGGACGCCUUGUCGUUGGGUGUCACAUCGUUCGACGUGUACGGCGACUUCAACACCUCAUCGUCCCCAUCGUGGCUACGCACGUUCCAAGCCGAAGUAGCUGCGCGACUGGGCAAGCCCCGCGCUCUGUUUGUGCCAUCGGGAGUCAUGGCCCAAGGCAUUGCGCUCAAGAUUCACGCCGAGACUACCCAGCGAAACUCAUUUGUCGCAAGACACGACUCGCACUUGCAUUUGCAUGAACAGAACUCGUUCUCGCACCUCCUGAACCUCGAAGCUGUCAUCAUUCCACCGCCAUCUCCUUCGUCCUGCUCCUCCCCCGACGGUUUUCACCCCAGCCUUUCGUUUGACGAAGUGAAGUCCCACCUGGGCGAUCCGUCAUCGCCCCCCGCGACUUUGGUGCUGGAAUUGCCCGAGCGCGAAAUCGGCGGAAAGUUGAUUCCAUUCGAUCAGCUCCAACGCGUAUCCCAACUUGCACGUAGCCGCGGCAUUGCCUUCCAUUUGGAUGGCGCUCGUCUCUGGGAAGCCGAAGCCGGCUACCCCGAUCAUUCCCUCCACGAAAUCACCGCGCUCUUCGACUCUGUCUACGUGUCCUUCUACAAGGGCCUGGGCGGCAUCACUGGCGCCAUAUUGCUCGGGGACGAUGCCUUUAUCGACGCCGCCCAAGUCUGGCUCCGACGAUUUGGAGGCAAUUUGUUCACCCAACUGCCGUACGCAGUCUCGUCGUGGGCUGGGUUCCGUCGGUAUCCCCAUGCCGAGUUUGUGGCUCGACGUCGUCAACUACAAGCGGUGGUGGCGGCAGUGUCGGAAGCCGUCCCAGCCAUCCGUUUCGACCCUCCGGUCCCCGAUGUGUCGAUGGUGCACAUUCACUUGCCUGGAUCCGUCGCGCAAGUGACCGCUGCGCGGGAUGCAGCUGAACUUGCCACCGGAAUCCGCGUGUUUGCAGCCGCGCGUCCGUCGAAAGUCGACGCCACCAAGAGUUACUUCGAGCUCAACAUGGGGCCAUUCAAUUUGGACAUUCCCCUCGAGACUUGGGUACGAGGGUGGACAGCAUUUGUCGACGCGUUAUUGCACCCACCGACUGUCUAAAGUGAUCGCGGCUGUCGGCUAGCCAAGGGCCAACACGUCUAAACACAAUAACAAAAAAUAGGUGUUCAAAUCACAUUAAAAACAACGCAUAGAGUAUGUAUAUAUCCA